Molecule: messenger RNA, 1716 nt
Organism: Caenorhabditis angaria
Lineage: Eukaryota; Metazoa; Nematoda; Chromadorea; Rhabditida; Rhabditidae
Source: the annotation of a GenBank genome assembly
AUGAUUAUCAAAGAAUAGUGAGUUUUUUUUAAAAAGGUUAUUGAUCUUAAAAUAUUACGAAAUUUUAGAAGCUAAAAAUAGAAAAUCAAUCUUGUUUUUGUUCUUUUGAAUUUUGACGUGAAAGAAACUUUGAGAUUUUUUGAAUAGAAUUUCAACAAAAAUAUCUUUCAAAAUCAAAAAUUUCUAGCCGAGUGGUUCUUCCGCUUUCCGUCGAAGAAUAUCAAGUUGGACAAUUAUGGUCAGUCGCGGAAGCGUCAAAAGCUGAAACUGGAGGUGGAGAAGGUGUUGAAGUGCUUAAAAAUGAGCCAUUUGAUAAUGUUCCUCUACUAAAUGGACAAUUCACCAAAGGACAAUAUACACACAAAAUUUAUCAUCUUCAGUCGUAAGUUUUUAGUUCUUUUGGGAGUGAUUUUGGACCUGAGUUAUGAUGUCUCACGUUAGUUUGGUGUUAGGAAGCUUCAUAUGAUAGAUGUUGAAAGUUUUUAAAUUCAUGGUUCGAUGUUUCAUGAUUCAGAGCAUUUUUUUGUCUUUAAAAACUCAAAAUGAGGGUUUUUUUUCCAGAAAAGUACCCGCUCUCAUUCGAAAGAUUGCCCCAAAAGGAUCAUUGGCAAUUCACGAAGAAGCAUGGAACGCUUAUCCUUAUUGUAAAACCGUAAUCACAAAUCCCGAUUAUAUGAAAGAGAAUUUCUAUGUAAAAAUUGAGACGAUUCAUUUGCCAGACAGAGGAACCACUGAAAAUGUAAGAUUUUUUUCAAAACUGUCUUGCUAUGUUUUAUUUUAAAUAUAAAACAAUCAAUUUUAGGCUCAUGGUUUGGCUGGCGAAGAAUUGGCGAAACGCGAAGUUGUUCAAAUCAACAUUGCCAAUGAUCACGAGCAUUUGAAUAGUGGAGAUAUUAAAGCGGAAACAACACCGUCGAAAUUCAAAAGUAGCAAAACGGGUCGCGGACCAUUGACGGAUAAUUGGCGGGAAACUUGUCAACCGGUCAUGUGUGCUUAUAAAUUAGUCACUGUUUAUUUCAAAUGGUUCGGUUUUCAGAAGUUGGUGGAGGGAUAUGCUCAUGCUGUGAGUUAUUUUUGAGAAGGGAUAAAAAAAUGAAAAUGAGGAGAUCGGCCAAAUUUAUAUUAAAAACACGUGGUCUACGUUGUUAAAAAAAGUUUUGUGAAAUUUUUACAGGUUUUAAAGUCCAAUUCUGCAGAAAGCCUUAAAUUUAUAAGAAGCCAAUUCUUUUUUUGAAAAUUCAAAUUCAAUUUUUUUUUGAUUUCUGGAGACAACAGUUUACUUUGGGCUACAAAUCAAGCUAGGUUUCAAAAAUUUAGUUAUUGAAACACUCCAAAAAUUUUCUUUGAAGUGGUUUCACUUGACUAGAAGUUUUUUGGUAAAUGGUUUUUUAAAAUAAAGAAUUCAUAAUUACAAUAACUUUAAUUAUAUCAACUCGUUUUUAACAGAUUCAAAAUGCAGAAUUUCGACUUCUGAAUCCACAAUUCUGAAUUUUUACAGCAAUACCCUCGAUUAUUCUCAAAAUUCCAUCGGGAAGUUUUCUGCUGGCUCGAUAAUUGGUAUGGAUUAACAAUGGUUGAUAUUCGAGCAAUCGAAGAAAAAGCUCAAAAAGAAUUGGAAGAGCAAAGGAAAAGCGGACAAGUCAGUAAUUUUUAUCUUUUUUUUUUCUUAAAAAACGUCAUUUUCAAAUUUUCCAGGUCCGCGGAAUGAAUGGUUAG